Molecule: messenger RNA, 306 nt
Organism: Rhizophagus irregularis DAOM 181602=DAOM 197198
Lineage: Eukaryota; Fungi; Glomeromycota; Glomeromycetes; Glomerales; Glomeraceae
Source: RefSeq, a predicted model, not a curated record
AUGCCUACAAAUGAGGCAGCAGCAAUAUAUUGUCAAUUAUUACAUGCAUUAAUUGCAGCAAAUGUUCUAUUUUAUUUUGUAAAUAAUCCUGAAGUUCACAAAUUAUUCAAAGUGUUGCAACCUUCAAACAUCCUUCCAUCAAGAAAAUGGAUUAGUAUAAAUCAAGUUCAUAAAGAAGUAGAACUUGAAAUAAAACAUCUGCUACUCAGAAAUAAAGCUAAGUACUUAACAUUAACUGAGGACAGAUGGACAAAUGUAUCUCAACAUAGUAGUUUUGAAGUUUUACAUCUUGAAAUAAUUUCUUAA